AUGUUUCGGUCACUGCUUACCGCAGUAGUCUUUCUACCGUAUACCCUAACUUCUAUUCUUACAAGUCCAAGGAUUGCCGGUGGAAUAAAUGCCACGUUUGGAGAAUUUCCGUAUAUGGUCUCGAUCCAUCUAAAGGCGCGUGAAAUUUCCCCCGUUGGAGAUGGAUUCUACUGUACCGGCGUGUUGGUAUCGGCGCGGGACGUGCUAACCAGUGCGGACUGCGUUCUCAACGGCAGUGGUGCACGUGUUCCCGAAGAACUAAAGCUUUUGAUGGGUACCCCAUUCAGGGCAAACGGUACAGCGGCUAUUGAGGGCCUGGUCGAGAAAAUUUGGCUGCGAGAUGGUGGAGAUUUGGCUGUUCUAAGGUUAAAGUCGGAGACACUGAAUUUAAAGCCGGUAGUUUUGAAUGAAUUCGUUCAGCAAACACAGAAACAAUGCAUUCUAGUCGGAUGGGGAGCCAACAAUAGCGACUGGAAUCUGGUGGACCAACUGCAGGAAGUGUACAUGCGAGUCAGUGUGGAAAAUUGUUCGCCAAAUUUCAUAUGUGCAAGCGGUGAGAGAAAUAGCUCCGGAGCAUGCUAUAGAGAUGUCGGGUCACCAUUGCUAUGCGAUGGAUCCCUAGCGGGAGUUUUAGGAUCGAACCCGAAACGAUGUGGUGCCGGGCUGGUGGAGUUUUAUAGCAUACGAGACAAAAUGGGCUGGAUUCGGUCUCAACUUGCCAGAAAGCCUAUAUCUAAGCGAGCAAUUUUUUUCGUACAGAAGGAGCAACGAACGCCACACGGAAAGAAGUUCGUGUUGUGA
Molecule: messenger RNA, 801 nt
Organism: Sabethes cyaneus
Lineage: Eukaryota; Metazoa; Arthropoda; Insecta; Diptera; Culicidae
Product: myeloblastin-like
Exons: 2
Coding region: 1-801 (266 amino acids)
Biological process (GO): proteolysis
Molecular function (GO): serine-type endopeptidase activity
Source: RefSeq, a predicted model, not a curated record